Messenger RNA from Mobula hypostoma (lesser devil ray), 8247 nucleotides. Its product is annotated as interferon-inducible GTPase 5-like. The transcript has 3 exons. NCBI's taxonomy places the organism in Eukaryota, Metazoa, Chordata, Chondrichthyes, Myliobatiformes, Myliobatidae. The record is from RefSeq and is a predicted model, not a curated record. Gene Ontology annotation, molecular function: GTP binding; GTPase activity. Bases 605 to 1825 code for a protein of 406 amino acids. Gene Ontology annotation, cellular component: membrane.
CAAAUCCUCAUCCCAACCGGUCAUGAAUACCACCAACAUCUGAGAACUCAGAAUGCUCAUUUCGGGUCAUCACUACUCGUACGAUUGUCAUUCUCCCUUCAGGUCGCUGCUGUUCACGGACUGUGAGCCAUGCACACCCUGAGCUGCUCUCGCUGAAAACCCGAAUUCAACGGCACUCGGGUUGUGAACCCAGAGAACCUUACGGAACCAGUGAAGCACACUUGAUUGUGUGGAACUUUCCCUGCUUACUUGCUACUCUGGAUCCGGGUGGGUUUCAACGCGUAUCAUCGUGAGCAGAAGGAUGCACUGGAUUCAGUGAGAAGUCUCGAUUUAAAGUGAAGCUACACCCUUUCCGAGAACAGGGCGGGACGAGGACUGAACACCUUAUUACCGGAGGUGAAGUCGAAAAGAGAACCCAACAGAACACCAGCUUUCACAUAACCCGGCUGUCUGAGCACAGGAGAAUUGAAAGGCAAAAUCCCAAUAUCAGGUGAAACCUACACGAAGACAAAGAGGAGACCCAGACCCCCAACCACUCUGCACAUUUGGUGCUGGGAUUACUGGUUUGUUGCACAGGCCAGGCUCUGAGAAACAGGCAUCAAGAAUGGAAGGAGCAAGCUCCAGUCAACAGGGGCCUCAGUCUGAGAUUGCCACAUUCUUCACACUGGAGCAGCUCAACAAACUGAAAUCCCACUUUGAAGAAGGUGGGGUAAAAGGAGUUACUGAUCUGAUAAAGCAGAAGCUAGCGGAACUGGAUAAAAUAGAGCUUAACAUCGCAGUGACAGGAGAAUCAGGUACAGGAAAAUCCUCCUUCAUCAAUGCCAUGAGAGGACUUCGGAACACUGAUGAAGGAGCUGCUGAAGUUGGGGUCACUGAAACUACAAUGGAGCCAACCAAAUACCCACAUCCCAGUCAGCCCAAUGUCAGCUACUGGGACCUGCCAGGGAUUGGAUCAAUAAACUUUCCAGCUGGUGAAUAUCUCCAGAAAAUGAAAUUUGAAAGGUACGAUUUCUUCAUCAUAAUAUCAGCUGGUCGUUUCAAAGAAAAUGAGGGAAAACUUGCAGAAGACAUUAAACGACUUGAGAAGAAAUUCUACUUUGUCCGCACUAAGAUUGAUCUUGAUUUUUAUUCAAUGAGAAUGGGGGGGAGUAAAAUUAAUGAGAAAAAAAUGCUGCAUGAUAUUCGGAGUGAAUGUGUGAAGAAUUUGCAAAAAACAAGGAUUCUGACCCCACCUGUGUUCCUGAUAUCCAGUUUUGAAUGGGAUGAAUAUGAUUUCAAUCAGUUAAAUAAAACACUUGAAGAUAAUCUGCCAUAUAUAAAGAAAAGUAUCUUUGUCUUGGCCUAUGCAAACCGAAGUGUGGAGAUUGUUCAGCAGAAAAGCAAGAUGCUGCAGGAACGUAUCUGGAUGUCGGCAACAAUUUCGGGAGCUGUGGGAGCAGUCCCCGUUCCUGGUGUCUCUCUUGCUUGUGAUAUCGGCAUACUGACUGAGGAAAUAAUGUAUUUCCGUAAAUGCCUGGGUCUGGAUGGACCUUCUCUUCAAAAACUGGCCAACAUUACAAAUAAACCAGUGAAAGAGCUUAGGGCAGUUGUUAACCCUUCUCUGCUGGAGACAAUAAAUGAAGAUACAAUUGCAAGGUUAUGGUGGGGUGCUACAGCUGUUGCAGUUUCAGUUGCGGAAGUUGCUCUUGAUUUCAUUCCUGUCAUUGGUUCCAUUUUUGGCGCAGUAUCAUCAUUUUACAUGACCCGCAGAAUACUGACCAAUGCACUGAAGGACUUUACGGAGAGCGCAGUGAAGGUGGUGAAGGUAGCAUAUGGUAUUGAUUAACUGGUCAGCACCAACAUCAAUACAAUGAGCUCAUGUUAUGCUCUUGUUAAAAUAUUUAAGAAGCCUGGCACUAAACCCUGCUGUAAUUCUUAAUGACAACUUUCCCCUUUGUUGAUUUCCUUUCUGAAAUAUUGCUUAGCCAUUUCUGAGGAACACUUGUGCCUGACCGAGGGAGUGCGACUCUGUUAAAGAAGACAUGAAACAGGAGGACAUAGAUGACAUGUGAUCCUAAUUUGAAGAGGAGCCGAGAAGUUAUCUCCAAGUGUCUGAAUGAUGCUCACCUGUCAAUCAAUAGCCCAGUGUCAGACUGUUUGGACAUUAUAAGGUCACAGUGUAUGCAAUAUUGUUGUAUACAAACUAGUGGCUGUGUUUUCCCUUUAAUAUCUGUAACGAUCUGAUUGUGACAUUAUAAAAAGGACAAUGGAAAGGCAAUGAAAGAAAUUGGAGUAUCAAAUGAAACAGCAGCCAGAGACACAAGUGAGUUGCAGUCAGGAAUGAAAGAGAGCUGGAACAAAAUCUCAGUGUCCAAAGAGAAAAGAGCCUGACCAAUCGGAUUGUGGACCGUUUGGGCAGGAGCUCACAUACACCAGACCAUUGCAGCUUUAAAGGUGAAACUUGCAGAAAAUGCAUUUCUGGCAAAAAUAAAUGGACUGCACAAGGAAGACAAAAUGAUAAAAAGUCAAAAUGCAGUUUUAAAAAUUCUAUUAAUAAAAUAUGAUAAUGAUGAGAGUGACACUGGACUGGAUAGACAAGAUUUACAAUGUGAAAACUGACAAGAGACAUACAAAAUGGCUAACACCAGAAGUAACAGCAAAUUAAUUAAAAUGGAAUUGUACAAAGGCCUGGCUGUUUCAGUCAUUGCAUGCAGUUUGAAUGACAUCUCUGAGGUACCCAACUGAAGCCUGCAGACAUCCAGCUAAGAACUUAUACUGGAGAAAUGAUAACUCCAGUGGGAGUGACAAUUGUAACAGAGGCAAUAAUGAAUAAGACACUUAUGGCUUGUAUGUGGUUAAAAACAGGAGGGCCAGCAUUGUGGGGAUGUGAGUGGCUGAGACAACUACAACUUAGCUGGAGAUAUAUCCACCAUUUGCAUGCCACAUCCUCUGCCAGAGGGUCAAUUGAAAAUGAACUCAGAAAGGUACGGGGUGAUGCCACAGCAGUGUUCAAGGAUGGCAUUAGAAAUGUCAAAUUUAUCAACAGUAAAUGGUGUUAAAUGAAAAUGCUACACCUGAGUUUUAUAAAGUCCAUCUGGUUGCUUCUACCAUCGGGGAUAAAGUAGCCAGUGAGCUCGAUCAGCUGGAGGCUGAAUAACUGUUUGAGUGGAGCCCAUGGAUAACAGCAGUAGUUCCAGUAGCCAAGAAGAGUGGCCCUGACAAGAUCUGUGUUGAUUUUAAGGUCACCACGAACCCAGUCCUGAAAGUAGAGCAAUGCCCUCUGCCCAGGAUAGAGGAUAUCUUUGCAAACUUUUCUGGAGGGAAGUAUUUCAGCUGUGAACUUCGCAGAGGCCGACCAAAAGAUGGUGACAUCAGACAGUGUACUCACACAUUACGAUCCACAUCUUCCCAUGAGCCUUUCCUGUAAUGCCUUGCCUUAGGGUACAGAUGCAGUCAUGUCAACUCUUGACUGAGAGGCCUUGAGUCUGGUUUGGGGAGUAAAAUGGUACAACCACUACCUGUAUGGGAGAGAGUUUACCAUCAUUACUGAUUAUCAACCACUGGGGUCCAUUUUCAAUCCACUGAAGGAUAUUCCACUAACAGCAGCAGCACAAAUGCAAAGAUGGGCUUUGAUUCUUGGAGGACACAAUUACAAGAUUGAAAUCAAGAGGAUGACAAAUCAUGAUGAUUGUCCUGUUUAUACUUGGAAAAGGAAAUACCUAAACAAUUUACAAAAGAUUUGUAAUUUGCUCUUGAUUCAGACAAAGCACAUCUGAUCUGCACCACCCAGCAACAAAUGGUUUAGUGAAGAGGUUUGUCCAGAGUUUAAAGACUGCCCUGCGAUCAAUGUCAGCAGAACACAUUAUUCUAACACUGAAUCUGCUACCGAACUCAUAUGGCAGCUUACUAGUCGCUCAAAAGGCACAAAAUUUGACUAAAAACAUCAGUAAUUACAUCUCUUCUGAAGUAAAUUGUGGUAAAUCUGCACCACAAACAAAGAAGAGGCAUGCGAGGCAAAGCAAAUUCGAGGGUGGAACCAUCAUGGUAUUUUGCAGAAUUUAGGUGAUGUAGUGAGCCAUUUGGAGAGGAGAAAUCAAGGCAGGAGUGUUUUAAUGCCCGUACAACUGGCCCAGGAGCCAGGGUGGAUCGCUCUGGGCACCGAGCGAGUCGCUAGGCAGCGUGGCCCAGGCUUGGAGCCUUUCGGUGCAGCUUUGCCUGGGCCCUAGUGCGAGGUAUGAUACACUGUUUAGACAAUUUAAACACUGGCCUAGAUAUACUGGAAAGGCAGGGUAUCAGGAUCAGAAGCAACAGCUGAUAUUACUCAUCGUCCCGCAAUGACCACUGCUCUCUUCAUGGUACUGAGGCUAUGAAGACUGCCCUGGUGCUGUGCUCCGUACUUGCUAAUAUAAUGAACUGAUACUGAGGCUUUGGGCCUACUCAGGGCUGCUCUGGGGUUCGGAUCUCAGGACUCAUUUUGGUUCAGAAAGUUGCUGCUCACUUCUAUUGUUUGCACUGUUUGUGUUUCUUUUCCCUCUCUCUCUGUGCACCACGUGUUGGUCUUUAUUUUAUUUUAUUUUCAUUGGGUUCUUUUGGUUUUCUUGCCUUGUGGCUGCCUGUAAGCAAACAAAUCUCAAGAUCGCAUGAUUCAUACAUUCUUUGAUAAUAAAUGUACUUUGAAACUUGAAUCAGAAAUUCACCAAUUUCCUUUUUGCAUGUCAUAAUGCAACACACUCCACAACCCACAACUCACCAGCUAUUCUGUGGAUGUCUAUAGAGCAGUUGUAUUCUGUGAGUGGCUGGGUGGGUGAUAUUGUAAAUAUAUUGUUUGAUUAAGCAUUCUUUGUUUUAUUUAAUAAUUAAUUACGGGUUAUAUAAAACAGUGCAUGAAUGUCAUACGUCAUCACAUCACCACAUCGUAAGUGCACGCCUCAAUAAACAUAAAAAUGAAGGGUACACAUUUGUUCCUGUCUCCCCAUGUUUCUCUUCUGAUUAGUUUUAUGAUUUGGAAUUACCAACGAUAAGUGUUGUUCCUCCAACCUCAGAGUGGCCUCCGUAGAGGAGGCCAUGGACAGGCAUUUCAGAAUGGGAAUGGGAAGUUGAAUUGAAAUAGGUGGUCACCAGUAAAUCCCACCUUUAGUGAUAGACAGAGAGAAGGUCCUCGAUGAAGCAGUUCCCAUUCUACAUGAGGUCUCUCCGAUAUACAAGAGGCCACACUGAGAGCUCUGGAUACAGUAGAUGACACCGACAGACUCACAGGUGAAGUGUUGUGUCACCUGGAAGGACUGAUCCUCCCCGAUUGGUGAUGAGGGAAGAGGUGUAGGGGCAGGUUCAGCACGCCCAUUUGCAUGGAUAAGUUGUAGCAGGGAAAUCAGUGGAGAAGGAUGACUGGACAAGGAAGGCAUGUAAAGACCAAUAUCUAUGGGCAGGAUGUGGUGGGGUCUAGUGGUAUAGAAAGAUGUGCUUAGUGGUAGGAUCCCACUGGAAAUGGUGAAUGUUACAGAGAAUGAUAUGCUCGAUACAGAGGCUUGUGGGGUGAUAGGUAAGGACAAGGGGAACCCAAUGGGAAAAGCUGCAGUAUCGUCAGGAUAGUGGGAGAGUCACUAGAUUUAUAAACAAUAUCAGUAGAUUGACUAACUCCAGAGAUGGAUACAGCAUGAUCGAGAAGGAGGAGAGAGUUGUCCAGCUUGGACCAAGUAAAUUUAGCAGCAGGAUAGAAGCUGGAGGCAAAGUUGAUGAAACAGAUGAGCUCAGCAUGGGUGCAGGAAGCAGCACCAAUGCAGUCUUCAGUGUAACAUACAAAGAGUUGGGGAGGGUUACCAGUGUAGGCUUGUAUAUAAUGGAAAUUCAGACAUAGUUGGGUUUUUCGUGUGUGUCCAUGGGUACAUCUCGGGAUUGGAGAAAUUUGGAGAAGCCGAAGGAGAAACAGUUCUGACAAAGAAAGCAGGGGUGGUGGUGGAGCAGAACUGUUUAGGUCUGUUGUCCAGAAAGAAACAGAGAGCUUUAGAUUCAUCCUGAUGAGGGAAAGAACUGUAUAGGGACUGGACAUCCAUAGUGAAUAUGAGACAAUCAGGAACAGGGAACUUGGAAUAUAGAAACAUAGAAAACCUACAGCAUAAUGUGUGAUGCAGGAGGAAGAGCUGGAGAACCAGAAAUGUACAAAUUAGAACUAGACAGAAAAAUGAUUCCAGAUAUUACUGCCACAUUUGGAAGAAGUAGAGAAACCACAGUGAAUAGAGAACAUGAGAGAAAUUUGGAGGAGAUCAGUGGAAGAAGUCAAAAGUAAAAGCACUGUUGCUGUGCACGAAAUACCAAAUGUAUUUUAAUAUUCUCUUUGUAUGUUUCACUUCUGGUUCAUAGAUUGCAGGUUAUCCAUUAAUAGGAACACAUCAAGAGUUACAGAGAGAUCCGACGUGGAAACAGGCUCUUUGGCCUCCCAUGUCCAUGCUGACCAUCAGACAAACAACUGAUUACUUGGAGACCAGAAAUUAUAUUGUUUCCACCAGCACUUCUUGCUUCCAAUUGACAUUGAUAAAGGAUCGUCAGUGUUGCCUGUGAAGAAGCAGGUUUUGGAUGACACAACGUGAGGAUAGGAGAGGUGUGUAGUACCAAAGUGACAAUGAAUAAGUGUGACAAUGAAUAAUCUUGUUGAAAUAAUGGCCAGUGAUACACAUUGUACUUCAUACUGCUGGGGGUGUGAAGUUCAAUGAGAAUAUAAAUGUGUAAAGGUAUCUGACAGACGUAAACACCUCACCUGUAGAAUGCAGAGUAACGGACACAGCUGAUAUCUCCCAGACCACUCAGUCACAAACAUCUUUUCAUUACAAUGGUUGUUCAGAUAUUUGGUAGAAUUACCCUCUUCCAUUAGAUACGGGUCAUCCUUAAUGACAUGUGGAAUAAAGAAAAUGAUGACUCUACAAUCCAGUGAAUCAAAAUAACCAUUGAGAUAUACAAUGGGUUGUUUUCACCGUGUUGGUCAUUGAUCUACAAUAUGUAUCUUCACGUAUGAAACAUCUUCACACAAGUUUUUCAUUGGUGAGUUUCUGGGUCGAUGAGUCAUUUCAACAUUGUAACACUUUCACACAGGAGGGGUAAAGAAGCAGUCCCCAUGGAAAUUAUGAAACAACUUACAGAUGGCUAAAUCACAACUUUUAGCUGGCUGUCUCAGCUUCUAAAAACUGAGGACAGUUUUUUAAUAUUUUUAAUAUUUUUUAAUAUAUUUAAAUGUUUUUUUAAAAAAGUUUGAUUUAGGAUCAGCUGUGCACUGAAACAUUGAAACUUACAGUGAAAAGCAUCCUUUGUAUCAAUGUCUAACACAGUCUGAGGAUGUUCUGGAGACAGCCCACAAUGGUCACCAUGAUUCUGGUGCCAACAUAGCGUGGCCACGACUUCCUAACCCCAACCUGUACAUAUGGGAGGAAACCAGGGCAUCCAGAGGAAAUUCACACAAUCACGGGGAGUACGCACAAACUCCUGUUAGACAGCGUGACAAGAAUACACAUAGAUUAAGAUGUAGCUGUCCUGUGCUGGCACCAGUGGGAUCAGCAGUUGGUCUGCCACCUGUCUUCAGGAGAGAGAGAGAUAAGGAAAACAAUGGAGCAGCAUUCGGAGAUGUGUAAUGAAGGAGAAGGAGAGCUGUCAAGAGCGGCUCCCCCUUUGAACCCUGAACUGUUUGAAGUGAUGGACAGGCGAUACCCUAGCAGGGGUAUAAAAAGGGACAGGUUCGCUAAGGCAACACACACACGACACCCGAGGUAACGAGACCCUGGAAGCGGUGCGUCUCUCACAAGUUGGUGGGAAGUUUUGAAAGGCACGAUCGGUGGGAACCUGGUGUGUGUCCACCCUCGCCUGGGUGCCAGGUUCACUGCAGGGAAACGAUUCGUAUCUGGAAACGGAGGGGUCACGGUCGGUGACCUCAGAUGACAUCACAAAGGACUCGCCCGAAAGCUGACUGCGAAGGUCUGUGUCUGGAAUCCUUGAAUAUUCAUUCGUUUUUGCUCUCUCUCUCCUUCCCCCCACUGUCCAUCGCCACGGCAGCGAUUACUGCGAACUGAACUGAACUAAAUUGAACUGAACUUUGCGUCACUUUGAAACUGGUCAUUUACCCCUGGAAAACGAUAGAGCUUGAUUGAUCCUGUUAUCUUAAUUCUAUGUACAUGUAUGUUUAUCAUUGCUGAACUGUUGCAUUCAUUAUGGUUUUGAUUAGAGUACUGUGUUGCUUGUUUCUUUAAUAAAACUUUCUUAGUUCUAGUAAUCCAGACUCCAACUGAG